Armigeres subalbatus is the source of this 477-nucleotide messenger RNA. Its product is annotated as protein FAM136A-like. The record is from RefSeq and is a predicted model, not a curated record. NCBI's taxonomy places the organism in Eukaryota, Metazoa, Arthropoda, Insecta, Diptera, Culicidae. The transcript has a single exon. Gene Ontology annotation, cellular component: cytoplasm. Bases 29 to 361 code for a protein of 110 amino acids.
AACAUUCCAUGUGGUUUUCCAGGGCGAUAUGCACGAAUGUGCAGCACGUUGUUGCAGAGAUAGCAACGCCAGCAUGGAUUCUGUACAGCGUUGCAUAGAAGCUUGCUCGACGCCAGUGCAACGUGCCCAACAGCACGUAGAAACCGAACUGGGAAAUUUCAAUAACCGACUACAACGUUGCGUCAUGGACUGCAACGAUACCAUCAAAGACAAAAUGGGCCCGAAACCAUCUGACGAAGAUAUUUCCAAGUACACAUCGAUGUUCGAGCGUUGCGCAAUCAAAUGCGUCGACAAACAUGUAGAUCUGUUACCCGGGCUGUUCAAGUCCAUGCAACAGGUACUAGGGAAUAAAAACUACUAAUUCUGGAUAUGUUUGCUUAUUCGCAACUUAAUUUUUAUAAAACUGGUUACCGCAAGGCAUUUCACUGUUAAAAUUGUGGAGAGAUUUUUUUGUAAUAUUAAAGUGUAUAAUACGAA